Trifolium pratense (red clover) is the source of this 2103-nucleotide messenger RNA. RefSeq lists its product as uncharacterized. The record is from RefSeq and is a predicted model, not a curated record. NCBI's taxonomy places the organism in Eukaryota, Viridiplantae, Streptophyta, Magnoliopsida, Fabales, Fabaceae. The coding region runs from base 1 to 2103 and encodes 700 amino acids. The transcript has 3 exons.
AUGGACAAUAUGAUAACUAAUGCCCUUGGGUUUAAUACGCCGAUUUAUGUGCCAAAUGAUGUCGACGACCCUGCUGAUGAUGAAUAUGACGCUGAUGUUAACGUCGAGAGACCAAAUGAGGAAGCCCAGCGAUUUUUUGAUCUUUUGAAAGAGACAAAUACACCGUUGUGUGAAGGCUCUCGAGACUCAAAGUUAACGGUGUGUAUUAGACUUUUGGGUAUCAAGUCUGAAUGUCUUGUUUCAGAAUACACCAUGGACUUGAUAACAAAACUGAUGUUGGAUAUAACAAUAGACCGUCCUCUUGAUUUGCCAAAAAAUUAUUACGAAGCAAGACAAUUGGUUGCAAAGUUAGGACUCGGAGCGAAGAGAAUUGACUGUUGUGUUAACGGGUGUAUGUUGUACUAUAGCAACGAAUUUGGUGUAGAUGACGGUGCAUUACUUGAAUGUAAAUUUUGUCAAGAACCAAGAUAUCGUGUAACAAGAAAUUCACGGUCAGUCAGAAGGAAGCCAAUCCCAAGAAAGGCGAUGUUCUAUUUACCCAUAAUACCAAGGUUGCAAAGGUUGUAUGCAUCGAUGCAAACAGCCAGUAAAAUGACAUGGCAUCGUGAAAACUAUGAAAGGAGAAAAAUGUCAGAUGGAUUUACACCAUAUACUCAAGUAUCAGCCACUCCAUAUUCAUGUUGGCCUGUUCUGGUUACCCCGUACAAUCUUCCUCCUGAUAUGUGCAUGUCAAAACCUUACAUGUUUUUAGCCGCUGUAAUACCAGGCCCAUCUAGUCCAACUGUUGGUAUUGAUAUCUAUUUACAACCUUUGAUUGAUGAUUUGAAGAGAUUGUGGAACGGUGUUGCGACGUAUGAUAUCAACCAAAAACGAAAUUUCAAUAUGAGAGGAGCUUUGAUGUGGACCAUUAAUGAUUUUCCUGCAUAUGGGAUGUUGUCUGGAUGGGGGACACAUGGUAAACUAGGAUGUCCUAUUUGCAUGAUGGACACCAAAGCGUUUUGGUUACACAACGGUGGGAAGGCUACUUGGUUUGACUGUCAUCGUCGGUUCUUGCCUACUGAUCAUCCGUUUAGAAGAAAUAAAAAUGCUUUUGUUCAUGGUGACACCGAGACUCGUGAUCCACCAGAUUAUUUGACAUCCCGACAAGUCUGGAACAAAGUGAAAGAUAUUCCAAAGGUUGAGGUUGUAGGUGGUGUUGCAUCUAAACCGCGUGGUUAUGGACAAACACACAACUGGACAAAAAGAAGAAAAACGAAAGAUAAUGACAACGCGAGGAGAGACAUAGGGUUGUAUUGCAAACGUAACGAACUGUUGUUGGUGGAGACAUCUAACGGCAAACUUCUUAAACCUCGUGCAAACUAUACUUUAUCUCCUGAAGAAGCAAAAUCUGUUUGUCGAUGGGUAAAAGAAGUGAAGAUGCCGGACGGUUAUUCGUCGAAUUUGGCGAGAUGCGCUGAUGUUGACCAUGGAAGGAUGCGUGGGAUGAAAAGUCAUGAUUGUCAUGUUUUUUUCCAGACUUUACUUCCGAUUGCAUUUAGUUCUUUACCCCAACAUGUAUUGAAUCCGCUUAUUGAAAUCAGUCAAUUUUUCAAGAAUUUGUGUUCGACAACGCUAAGAGAGGCUGAUCUCAUCAAGAUGGAAAAUGACAUUCCACUGAUCUUGUGUAAGUUGGAGAGAAUAUUUCCUCCUGCCUUGUUUGAUUCUAUGGAGCAUGUUGUGGUGCAUCUUGCAUACGAGGCUAGGCUUGGUGGGCCGGUUCAAUAUAGAUGGAUGUACCCGUUCGAAAGGUUCAUGGGUUAUGCAAAACGUGCCGUGAAAAACAAAGCUAGGGUCGAAGGCUCAAUUUGUGCAACAUACUUACACCGCGAAACAAUUUACUUUUGUUCGCAUUACUUCAAAGACACGUUGUCAUCAAGCCAUAUUCGCAAUGAAACUGAAACAUCUCGGCCUGUGAGAAUUCACCCAUUAAACAUGUCAAUAUUCAGCUUGCCUGGUCGUAAUGGUGGUGGUGAGAAAGUGUUGUAUCCUGGUGACAAAGUUCUCUAUUCGGCGCAUGUUCACUUGCUGAUUAAUUGCAAUGAAGUCGAGCCAUAUUUACAGUGA